Messenger RNA from Plasmopara halstedii, 2055 nucleotides. Its product is annotated as signal peptide peptidase-aspartyl protease family. The transcript has a single exon. Gene Ontology annotation, molecular function: aspartic endopeptidase activity, intramembrane cleaving. The record is from RefSeq and is a predicted model, not a curated record. NCBI's taxonomy places the organism in Eukaryota, Oomycota, Peronosporomycetes, Peronosporales, Peronosporaceae. Gene Ontology annotation, biological process: membrane protein proteolysis. The coding region runs from base 1 to 2055 and encodes 684 amino acids. Gene Ontology annotation, cellular component: cytoplasmic side of endoplasmic reticulum membrane; Golgi-associated vesicle membrane; lumenal side of endoplasmic reticulum membrane.
AUGUGGUCCAAACAUAGUUUGAAUUUGACCAUGAGGAGGUACAACUGCCUGGUAGUGCUUGUACUGGCGCUCCCCUCUGUUCUCAGCGUGCUACCUACAGGUAUCAUAUCGCUGGACUUGCAUCCUCAAUCGUCACAUAGUCCUCAAGUAAUUGCUGAUCAGCUUUGCUCGCCCAGCUCUAUUGCUGGAUGGGGCGUGCCGCUGCCUGAACGUGACGACUCGCAAUGGAAAUCACUGGUUCAAUUGGCGGAAUCGAACAUUGAUGGUUGCGCAUCAUAUCGCAUUGAAGGUGAUGCUGUAAAAUCAGUAAUAGGUGCUGUGGCUCUUGUGGAUCGCGGUAAUUGCUCGUUUGUAAAAAAAGCGCUUGAAGCCCAAGCUGCUGGCGCCACGGGGUUGAUUGUGAGAGGCACUAAAAGAGCUGUAUACGAAGCUAUUGUCAGUCACAAUACUACGAACGUCAGUACACUGCUCGAUGUGAAGAGUACUGAAUUCACAGCUACCAGCUUGGCGGUGAUGGAAAAGCCAGCGUUCGAAUACGACUGCAGCAAAGGAGAAGCUUUUGUGGACAAACUUGCAACGCCUGUGUGGCUGACAGAUGCGAAGCAGUGUAACGGUGACCAAAGAUGCUCAUCUGGAUCGUGUGUGCUCACAGGUCACACGGUAAUGCUUGAGAGUGAAAUAAAAUAUCAGGUUUGCUGUAUGUGGGAUACAGUGGUGCUGAUGGGUGCUACGAAUAAAUCGAUGGUGAAAGAACUUGCGAUUCCUGUCGUGUAUGUGACGAUUUCGGAUGGACAGAAGCUACAAAAAGCUAUCGACAAGUUUUCGACAUCUUUAAUCGUACAAACAUAUAGACGGGAAUUGCCAUUGAUCGACGUGUCGACGUUGCUGAUUUGGGCGAUGGGCGUUGCAACUGCACUUGGAGCAGCGUUUUACUCAAACAGCUCGCUGCAAAGUCUUGAUACUUGUGAUACAGCUUGUGAUCAGUACAAGGUGCGUGAUGACCAGAACGCUCGGAAUGAGAGUAGAACGCGCGAUGACAUAUUUGAAUUGGAUGUGAGACAUGCGUUGGGCUUCAUGGCUUUAGCCGGGGUGUUUUUAACUAUACUCUACUACGUGAGAAUAGGUGGUGCAAUUCCGGUGCUUUUCGCGGCAUCUGGCGCGGCUGCGCUAACCCAGGUAGUAGGAGCGCCUGCUAUAGGUUGGCUAAUCCCAAGCUCAAAUUCUCGCGAGAUAAAUAUUGUCUUGCUUGGUGAGACUGCACGUUUGUCGGAAAUACUUGGUAUAAUACCCAGCACUGUAGUUGCCGUGGUGUGGUAUCUGCACCGACGCACGUAUUGGGUAUUACAAGACAUUAUGGGCAUUGCCCUAUGUUUCCUGUUCUUGCGAACCGUUCAGCUUCCAAAUCUUAAAGUUGCCACUUUGCUUCUCACACUAGCGUUCUGUUACGACGUCUUUUUUGUGUUUCUGUCGCCCAUAUUUUUUGGUUCAAGUGUCAUGGUAGACGUAGCAACUGGCGGACCUGCGGCGUACACGAAAAGUGAUUACCCGGGUAUUGACUACUGCGAGCGUUAUCCAAAAUACGCGACAUGUGUAGAUCCAGAGCCGAUGCCGAUGCUUCUUUUGCUUCCACGUGUACUCGAUUGGGUCGAUGGUGUCAGCAUGCUUGGCCUUGGCGACAUCAUAUUGCCCGGUCUGCUUCUUUCAUACACGCUACGUUACGAUUAUAAUCAGGGUAACACAACUUACUUUUGGAUUGUGGCCGUUGGGUACGCCGUCGGUCUUGGACUUGCAAAUUUGGCGGUGACGAUUACGAGUGUGGGUCAACCAGCACUUAUGUAUCUCGUGCCGACCACUUUGGGCUUGCUUAUUUUAGCAUCAAAACGAAACGAGGACUUUUACACCAUGUGGACUGGCACAGGAGUUGACGAGAUUAGAAGAAGCGACGGAAGAUCUGGAUAUAGUGAUGUUGAGUUGGAAGAUCCAUUGGUUGGGAUGCCGACAUGUGUUACAGCUGAAAGACGGGGAGGCGAUCUCGUACCCCUACUAAGCAGUUAG